Pseudocercospora fijiensis CIRAD86 is the source of this 729-nucleotide messenger RNA. RefSeq lists its product as uncharacterized. NCBI's taxonomy places the organism in Eukaryota, Fungi, Ascomycota, Dothideomycetes, Mycosphaerellales, Mycosphaerellaceae. The record is from RefSeq and is a predicted model, not a curated record. The transcript has 3 exons. The coding region runs from base 1 to 729 and encodes 242 amino acids.
AUGAUUCUGCCUACUCCUAUCAAGCUUCUCCUCGCCUUGAGCGCCUGCUCUCUGGCAGAUCAGGACCCAGCAGUCCAAGCAGGUAUCGACGCCGUCAACGCAGCCAUCCAAGCUGGACAAGAUGCAGCAAACGCAGGAAUCAAUGCCGCCAACCAAGGCACACAAGCUGGUGAGAAUGCCGCUCAAGCAGCUCAAGAUGCUGCCAACCAAGCUGCUCAAGCGGAUCAAAGUGCUGCUGACGCCGGUAUUCGUGCCGGACAGACAGCUGCAGAAGCAGCCGCCAGCAUCGCUUCGGUGUACGGUGAGAACGCAGCGAGCAUAGCUGCUGCCGUCGGUCCCAAAAUCUGGAGCGAAGCAACGUCAAUCGCUGGAUCACAAUAUUCUCUCGCCACUGCGAUUGCUGGAAGCCUCUACAGCGAAGCCACGUCGAUCAACGGCGAGAUCUAUACUUUCGUCACUUCCGUUGGCAAUAGUGUUUACACCGUGGCGACUAAUGCGGCCGGAUCCAUUGUUUCCACGAUCACGAGCGAAGCUGGCGCGAUUGUCACGACCAAUGCUGCUGGAUCGACAAUCACUUCUGCAACCACUGCCGAAGCUACUCGCAGUCCGACUAUCACUGCGACAGGUACGGGCACUACUCUCGAAGCUGGUGCAGUGCAGAGCAAAGCUCCGCUUGCUGUCGCCGGAGGCUUGCUUGGGGCUGGCUUGGCUGUCGUGGCUUUCUUGUGA